GCGGGCAGAAGGGGGUGGGGCCGCGGACCGGAGGGGCCCGAGCGGCGGCUGCCGAGCCCUAGCCGGAGCUGGGCGAGGGCGGCUGCGGUCCCGGCGGCGGCGGCGGGAGAAGAUGGUGGCGCUGGAGGUAGGAGCGGCUGGAGCAGAGCUUUAUUCCCGGGCUUGGCACCGGCGCUGUCAUUAGCGCCGCCUGCUCCCGCGGGCCCGCGAACCCAGCUGUCAGGCAAGCCGGGUGGAGCAAAAUGAGCACGCAGUGAGCCGGCCCAGCCUCUGGCCCAGCCUCUCUCCCAGCCGGCCCGACGCCCACCAUGAACCACUUGGAGGGCUCCGCGGAGGCGGAGGUGACCGACGAGGCGGCAGGCGGGGAGGUGAACGAGUCGGUGGAGGCUGACCUGGAGCACCCCGAGGUGGAGGAGCAGCAGCAGCGCUAUGCGGGCCGUCCCGGGCGCGGGCGCGCCGUCGAGGACCCGCGCGCCCCGCCGGGGCAGCAGGAGGAGGAGGAGCGCGGGGAGUGCCUGGCGCGCUCGGCCAGCACGGAGAGCGGCUUCCACAACCACACGGACACGGCCGAGGGCGACGUGAUUGCCGCGGCCCGCGACGGCUACGACGCGGAGCGCGCGCAGGACCCCGAAGACGAGAGCGCCUACGCCGUGCAGUACCGGCCCGAGGCCGAGGAGUACACGGAGCAGGCGGAGGCCGAGCACGCCGAGGCCACGCACCGCCGCGCGCUGCCCAACCACCUGCACUUCCACUCGCUGGAGCACGAGGAGGCGAUGAACGCGGCCUACUCGGGCUACGUGUACACGCACCGGCUGUUCCACCGCGGCGAGGACGAGCCCUACGCGGAGCCCUAUGCCGACUACGGGGGCCUCCAGGAGCACGUGUACGAGGAGAUCGGGGACGCGCCCGAGCUGGAGGCGCGCGACGGGCUGCGGCUGUACGAGCAGGAGCGCGACGAGGCCGCCGCGUAUCGCCAGGAGGCCCUGGGCGCGCGGCUGCACCACUACGACGAGCGCUCCGACGGCGAGUCCGACAGCCCGGAGAAGGAGGCGGAGUUCGCGCCCUACCCGCGUAUGGACAGCUACGAGCAGGAGGAGGACAUCGAUCAGAUCGUGGCCGAGGUCAAGCAGAGCAUGAGCUCGCAGAGCCUCGACAAGGCGGCCGAGGACAUGCCAGAGGCCGAGCAGGACCUGGAGCGCGCCCCCACCCCGGGCGGGGGCCGCCCUGACAGCCCCGAGCUGCAGGCGCUGGCGGGGCAGCAGCGGGCGGCGGGCACCGCGGGCGGCGAGGCGGGGCAGCGGUACAGCAAGGAGAAAAGGGAUGCCAUCUCGCUGGCCAUCAAGGACAUCAAAGAGGCCAUCGAGGAGGUGAAAACCAGGACCAUCCGUUCGCCUUACACCCCCGACGAGCCCAAAGAGCCCAUCUGGGUCAUGCGCCAGGACAUUAGCCCCACCAGGGAUUGUGACGACCAGAGGCCGGUGGAUGGAGAUUCCCCGUCUCCUGGCAGUUCCCCUCCCCUGGGGGCAGAGUCUUCGAGCAUACCCCUUCACCCCAGCGACCCCGCGGAGGCCUCCUCGAAUAAAGAGUCAAGAAAAAGCUUGGCUUCAUUCCCAACCUACGUUGAAGUUCCCGGACCCUGUGACCCCGAAGACUUGAUCGAUGGGAUCAUUUUUGCUGCCAAUUACCUUGGCUCCACCCAGCUGCUCUCAGACAAAACUCCCUCCAAAAACGUGCGCAUGAUGCAGGCCCAGGAAGCCGUGAGCAGGAUCAAGCAGAUGGCCCAGAAAUUAGCCAAAAGCAGAAAGAAGGCUCCCGAAGGGGAAUCUCAGCCGAUGACCGAGGUGGAUCUCUUCAUUUCUACCCAGAGAAUCAAAGUACUGAAUGCCGACACACAGGAGACGAUGAUGGACCACCCUCUGAGGACCAUUUCCUAUAUAGCAGACAUCGGGAACAUCGUCGUACUGAUGGCCCGCAGGCGGAUGCCCCGCUCCAACUCCCAGGAGAAUGUGGAAGCCUCCCACCCAUCCCAGGAUGGAAAAAGGCAGUACAAGAUGAUAUGCCACGUCUUUGAGUCUGAGGAUGCCCAGCUGAUCGCACAGUCCAUCGGGCAGGCCUUCAGCGUGGCAUACCAGGAAUUCCUCAGGGCCAACGGGAUUAACCCUGAAGACCUCAGCCAGAAGGAGUACAGUGACCUGCUCAACACCCAGGACAUGUACAACGACGACCUCAUCCACUUCUCCAAGUCGGAAAACUGCAAAGAUGUCUUCAUAGAGAAGCAGAAAGGAGAAAUCCUGGGUGUGGUGAUUGUGGAGUCUGGCUGGGGGUCCAUCUUGCCAACGGUGAUCAUCGCCAACAUGAUGCAUGGAGGCCCCGCUGAGAAAUCGGGGAAGCUGAAUAUCGGGGACCAGAUCAUGUCCAUAAAUGGCACCAGCCUGGUGGGCUUACCUCUGUCCACCUGCCAGAGCAUUAUUAAGGGUUUGAAGAAUCAGCCCCGGGUCAAGCUGAACAUCGUGAGGUGUCCUCCAGUGACAACCGUGUUGAUCAGGAGACCGGACCUCCGCUACCAGCUGGGUUUCAGCGUCCAGAAUGGAAUCAUCUGCAGCCUCAUGCGAGGGGGCAUAGCCGAGAGAGGCGGCGUCCGCGUGGGACAUCGGAUCAUCGAGAUCAACGGGCAGAGCGUGGUGGCCACGCCUCACGAGAAGAUCGUCCACAUCCUCUCCAAUGCGGUGGGGGAGAUUCACAUGAAGACGAUGCCGGCUGCCAUGUACCGACUGCUGACGGCCCAAGAGCAACCCGUUUACAUCUGAGGCCGUGCCCCCCCCCGCCUGGCGGCUUGCAUGGAGGACUGUCCUCACUCGUGGUGUGUUUCUCGUGCUGCAUCUGUGUGCCCACUGAGACAUUUCCCUCUCACGCCCAGCACCGGUUCUACACAGGAAGAGAAGAAUCUGCAGACCUCUUUACUCUCUCUCCAGUUUGCUGCUUUUUUUUUUUUUUUUUUUUUUUUUUAACACCUGGAAAGUUUUGUACACACGCCCUUGAGGGUAGAGAGCAGCCAGUACCCACCGGGUGUCUGCCCAGACCAUCCUGAAGGGCCCCCGGGGGUUCCCAGGAAGACCGUCACGGCUCCAGGGGAGUCCUCCCUUCCCCCAAGAGGUGCUCCUGGGGGGACAGUGAAGGAGCUGAGUCAGCAGUGCCUACAGUCCAGCCGCUGGUCUUGGCUCCGAUUGGCUCAGUGUAUGGGAACACGGUGUAUCAGCAGAGACCAGCUGUGUCUUUCAGGGUUUGCCCUGCCUACCACACUGGACUUGGGGCUCCACACCCCUCUGCCCAGAAUUUCUGAGCCAACCUUAUGCCUCUUGUGUAACUACUUUUAGUUUCGACAUAAUUGCGUUCUUAAAGGUGAGCCUUCUCCCCCAAGGGUAGGAGGGAGAGGGCCUGGGACCAGGGUGCCAUCUUGGUGCAGAGAGCUCGGCAGGUCCUGGGGCAGCCCAGCCGCCUCAGGCUGUGCUAAGGUCACCAACCAGCCGAUAGACAUGGGCAGGUACUUCCUUCCUCCCUCUCUGCCACACACGUACGUAUACAGCCUCUCUUGUGUAUGCAUCUCCCUCGCCUCCUUCCCUCACCAGUGAGGCACACAGAGCCCUUGGAAAGCCCACCUCGCCUCUCCACGAGGUCCCUUCCCCUGGCAGGUGAGGCCUGCAGGGGCUGCUCAGCCUUGUCCGGGGCGAGACACCCCCCUUCCCCCCCCCCCGAGGCCUGGCCCCACCAGCGCCGCCUUGGCUCAGGGUCCUAGUGGACUCCCUUCGUGCCCCCACUCCACACUCACCCUGGGGGUCUCGGAAGGACAGACUGCUCCCGUGGAGGAAGAGAACUCAGAUGCAAUCGUGUUAGGCUUCCUGGCCCAAGGUAAGACCAGCUUUCCUCUCUGCUCAGGGCCACGUAGCAGGAUGGGAUUGGAGAGGCCAGAAUAGUAAUAAACGACAAAACUAAGGAGACAAGGAUGACCUCACACGAUGCCUAAGCAUCCCCAGAUGUGUUCUAGAAACAUCAGCUUGCUGCCUGGUGGGUCUGAGAGCGCUUGCACUUGGGUGAGAUGCUGCGUGUUCUCACCUGGUGCCUCAUGUUGUGGAUUCUGUCUCAGUUCGUGCAGGUGUUGUAGUGAUCUUAUCCUGAGCCAGUUUUCAAUUACUCUUGGUCCAAAGAGCAUUUUGUUUUCACUUAGGUGGGUGUGGGUUGGUUUGCUUUUUUUUGUUCCAUUUCGUUCAUGACCUCAGCAGAGACAGGGGAAGAGAAACUAAUAUAUUUUGUAAUAUUAAGAGUCCCUGCUCUCUGCACAUGGGAUAUUUAUGUUGUAUCUGUGGAAACAGGAAUUCGGUGAGCAUAUGUGGACUGGCUCAUGUAUUUAUUUGUUGGAGGGAUUUCGGGGAGGGAGACACAUAAAAAAAAAUCGGAACAAGAGACCAGCCUCAGAUGACUGUGCAGUGUGUUCCCCUGGGAUUUCUGUACCUCAGGGUUUCUGUGAGUCAGGAAAGCCGAAUGUUCCAAAGGCAUCAGUGGUCGACCCUCAGUUUGUAGUAUAAACCUUAAUAAAGUAGGGGCUGCCCCCUCUGCAGGGGAGCCAGCCUGGACAGUCCAGGACCCCUGGACUUCAGAGGAGGCUCAGCCCCACGCAGCCCAAAUCAGCCAGAACCAUGGCCCCAAGUUCUCAGUUUACCAAACUGUAGUGUGUCUGACAAUAUAGUCAAGGACUCGAGAGUCUUGUGUCGCUCUUCCCUCUGCCAAAAAGAGUAGAACAGGAACAAAGCAUUAGUGGUGGGUGUGAGGCCUCAGGAGCCUUGGAAGGUCAUGGGAGGGGUUCAUGCCUGUCUGGUCCCAGGGUGACCACUCGGGCCACUUGCCCCAGCACCGGGACAGAGGCCGAUCCGCGAUGGGCCAGCAGUCCCUACGCAGCCUGCCAGUAUCACGAUUAGGCAUCUUCAUCCAAAGGAGAGGGGACAGAGAACACAGAUUCUGCCGCUAUGGCACAAAAGUCUCAGAACGUUUGACGAGUGCCGCAAAAGCCCAUUUGGUAAGAGCUGCUGGAAGACCAGCAUCUUCUAGCAGAAGAGUGAGGUUACUUGUCCACCACCUACCUUCUGUUACUGAAAGUGGCUCUGCCUACCCAGAUACUCUCGUUCCCGGAGCUCGGUACAGGUUCACCUGGAGUGUAUUCUUGGCCCUGCUCGCGUCGGAUGGAGGGAGUUGAGCGUUAGUAACUCGGUGUGUGAAAAUCCAUAGGACGUGGUGGUCUCUUCUGGCAUCCCAGUAUAUAUAGUUAUAUAUGUAAAUAUCUGAAUACCCCCACCCUCACCCCGUCACGGGGAACACUAUGUACAGAGCAGCCUUCCCCAACAGGGCCCAGGCAAAAAGCCACUCUUGCUGCUUGGCUGGGACAUGCUGGUGACCCAGCUUCGGGGACAGGUUCUCAGCUUCGUCUACCCGUCCUGGUCCAGCCAGGAUGCACCAGAACGCAUCCUGUCUCUGCCUUCUCACACGGGAGCAUUUCAGGGAGCCACCGUCAGCCUUGGGUUCACAAGAGGAGGAGACCCCCAGAGACCAAGGCCUGGAGUGCACGCCCUCCCCAGAGCAGGCUCCUCGGGGCCUGGAGCCCACCAUGGAACAGCGGCCUCAGAGAGUCCCAGACUAAACGACUACCUCCCCCAUCACUUCUGCCGCCCCUGAGGCCCCCCCUAUCCGCACCCAACGUCCCCAUCUGCACGCUGAGGAAACCCAUCCACACGCCCUUCUUGGGUCCCUCGACCCAGUGGUGUGGCUGUUACCAAUGUUUACAACCAAGGGCCACCUCCUUUUAGACCUGUUUACUCUCCCUCUUCCAAGGCCGCUUGCUGGUUUGAGCUUCGUGUCUGUCUGCGCCUUCCCUGGCUUGGGCCCUCUGGAGCACACGACCCGAUUCUUUGCCCCCCUCCAUCACAGCAGGGCGUGAGGACCACGUGGGAAGGAAAUUUCUUGUACAUAUUCAGCACAGCCCCUAGAGUCUGAACUUGUACUAUUGUUCUGUAAAGAGGGUGAAAUAGAGCUUAUUGUAAAGCUUGGGACAAGUAGAGUAUUGUAUUUGUAACAAUAUUGUUCUUUGUAUACACAAAACUCAAUGAUCUCUAUAUAUAAAUAUAAAUUAUAUAAAUAAAAUAUAUAUACACGUGAGCCCGGAAUGAUGGCACCACACACCCACUGAAUGUACUUGCUCUGACAGUCUGGUCACCGGCCCGGCCCGCCCUCCCCUCCUCUGUACUGUUUUGGGGGUUGUGAUGUAUUUAAUGUGUUCUCUUCCUUGAUUUCACUGAACGCUAACGUCUGUAAGAGUCGCUGCAACAAUAAACAAGAACUUCGCCUCUUG
Leopardus geoffroyi (Geoffroy's cat) is the source of this 6394-nucleotide messenger RNA. It is a transcript of the gene APBA1, whose product is annotated as amyloid beta precursor protein binding family A member 1. Gene Ontology annotation, molecular function: amyloid-beta binding; protein binding. Bases 309 to 2807 code for a protein of 832 amino acids. The transcript has 13 exons. NCBI's taxonomy places the organism in Eukaryota, Metazoa, Chordata, Mammalia, Carnivora, Felidae. Gene Ontology annotation, cellular component: dendritic spine; cytoplasm; plasma membrane. The record is from RefSeq and is a predicted model, not a curated record. Gene Ontology annotation, biological process: chemical synaptic transmission.